Messenger RNA from Saprolegnia parasitica CBS 223.65, 369 nucleotides. RefSeq lists its product as hypothetical. Bases 1 to 369 code for a protein of 122 amino acids. The record is from RefSeq and is a predicted model, not a curated record. The transcript is spliced from 3 exons. Lineage: Eukaryota; Oomycota; Saprolegniomycetes; Saprolegniales; Saprolegniaceae.
AUGGACGACGUCAUCCAGCUCAAGUUCCUCUUCGCCAACAAGGACGGCGUCAAGGUCACGCUCGGCGCGCCCAGGUCCGCGCACGUCGCCGACGUCAAGGCGCAGCUGCUCGCGGCGUGGCCCGCCGAUGUGCCCAAGCCCGAGUGCCUCAGCAGCAUUCGCCUCAUCUGCAUGGGCCUCGGCGCGCUCCAGGACAACAAGACGCUAAGCGACAGCAAGGUGCCCUCGUUCCCGACGCACCCGACGCCGGUCAACGUCUCGGUCGUGCCGCCCAAGCGGUCGGCCGACCCUGCCGGCGGCUCGUCCGAGCACCCGCUCACCCAGCGAGCGCCGCCCACCAACAUUAGUUGCUGGUGCAGCAUUUCAUAG